ACUUUUUUCUCCCCUUUUUAGCACAUACUCUCUCACUAUUAAGAAGAAGACAAAGCAACCCUUCUUCUCUCAAUUCAGUUCAGUUCUCUACCAGAUCUCUUUCUCUCAGCUCACAGUGAGUGGGUGUCAGGGUGGACACAACACACACACCCCUCCCUCAAAUGCUACUGCCACCACCACCAACAACACACAAAACGGCGUCGUAUGUAACCACCAAAUGAGGUGCAAGAAACACAUAUCAGACUCCAGCAGCACCGUCGGCGUCUGCGCCACCUGUCUCCGGGAACGCCUCACAUUCCUCAUCGCGGCCCAGGCCCAAGCCCAAGCCCAAUUAUCUCGCGACUGUUCACGAAACUCCGACGUAAACCCUCCGCCGCCGCUGAUCUUCCCUCGCUCCGUCUCGCCUUACGUCUCUCGCCGGAAAUCCGACUACUCUGCCCCCGGCGCAUGCCACCACGGUGGCGACCGCCGUGAAAAUCGUGAGAAUCUCUUCUACAGUACUCCCCAGGUCGGCCCAAGCUUCUACACCGGCGCGAACGCCGGAGAAGAAGCGAGGUCGAUCAAGAAGCGUUUGAGCAAGUUCUGGAGUUUCUCGAACUUCUUCAAGCACAGAUCGGAGAAAUUUCGCCCCGAUCCGUCGUUGGAGCAACCGUCGACGGCGACGGCUUCGCCGUCGUGGUUCUCAAACUUUUUCCCCGCUCGCCGGAGGAAUCGGGAUCGCGCUGGGAGGGCUGAGGAUUUCGCGGUUGGAGCGCGGCGGCGGUACCGGCCGACGGAUCGCGGAAUGUCGCCGGUGAGAAUAGAGGAUUCUCCCGAUGAAUGCGAUCAGUGUGACUCGUCGGAGACUUCGCCGUGGUGGCGGAGGACGCCGUCGAGAUUGGUGGUGGCGCCUUCGGCGCGGCGCUCCCGGGUAGGGCGGGGGAUGAACGUGACGGGUUUGGAUAUUGCUUUUUGUCUGAGUCCUCUGGUUCGGGCUAGCCCGAACCGGAGAUGGAACAAUAAGGGAAUGCCACCGGAGAUUGCGGCGGCGGCGGAUGUUAGGGCCACCGCGACGCCGAAGCCUCACCUCUCGGCAGCGGCGUCGUUUUGCGCGAACCGUUCCCGGAAGCUUGUAGAUUUUGGACGAGUCAAUCAGAACCGUUGAUUUGGUUGACCGUUUCACAUGAAGGGUGAUUUUUCUUUUUUCUAAUUGCUUGCUGCUUUUGUAGACAUUUUCAAUUUCUUUCAAGCAAAGCAAAAAAAAGGGUGAAGUAGAGAACAAUAAAGAAAAAUAGAUUUUUUUUUUGUUAUUUUGAAUUUUAUUUGUACACAAAUGUUCACUACAUAGAACAUGGAAUACAAAGUUUAGGUUAAUUUUUAUUUUUA
Messenger RNA from Lotus japonicus, 1365 nucleotides. RefSeq lists its product as uncharacterized. The coding region runs from base 218 to 1144 and encodes 308 amino acids. The transcript has a single exon. The record is from RefSeq and is a predicted model, not a curated record. NCBI's taxonomy places the organism in Eukaryota, Viridiplantae, Streptophyta, Magnoliopsida, Fabales, Fabaceae.